This is a messenger RNA of Pocillopora meandrina, 10248 nucleotides long. NCBI's taxonomy places the organism in Eukaryota, Metazoa, Cnidaria, Anthozoa, Scleractinia, Pocilloporidae. The record is from the annotation of a GenBank genome assembly.
AUGGAAUGUGCGAGGGCUUUCUUGUUUUUUUUCAACUUUAUUUACUUGGUGAGUACCCCGAGGAACAGCUUAAAGCAACUAAGCAUAAUUAAAACCUUCAUGUUCGUUCACCGUUCGUGAGAUUAUUUAGACGUUCUUUUCCAAAUUGAAUCGAUACGAAGAAACAUAAAGGGCUCCAAUUUUUGCGAUAUGAUUUUUCAGUGCUCGUACUUUUUCCGGACUGAUUGACUGAUGAUUGGCUGGUCAAAAAGUUCUUAUAGAUAUAUGAAUAAAGGGGUAAGUUUCUAAAGAAACUGUGGUGUUGCGUUGGUGGGAGAGUAUAGCAGGUAAUUUAGUGUUAACAACUGUGUUGAAAACGUAAAUUAGCCAUCGUAAAGGGUAAAAAAGCUGACGUUUCGAGCGUUAGCCCUUCGUCAGAGCGAUAAGAGGAAUUGUGGGUUGUGUGUGGAUUUAUAUGUAGAAAGUGGAGCUACGCCAUCGGUGGGAAUAUGGUGACGAGAAAACAGGAUUAAAGGCCGCAAACUGCUAUAUGCUGUUUAGAAUGAUAAGGAAGAUUAAAGUGUCUAGCGACUGGUUUGGAUGCCUUUCCUUACAUCUAGGCAGUUUGGAAAGCCGUAAAACACUAGAACAAAAAUUUAUAUUCCAAAUCGGCACCCUUAAUCCCCACGGGAUCAACGAGCGCUUUUCAUUCAGCUAAUUUAUUCCUGUUUUCUCUUCACCAUAUUUCCACCAAUGGUGUAGCUCCACUUUCUACAUAUAAAUCCACACACAACCCACAAUUCCUCUAAUCGCUCUGACGAAGGGCUGACGCUUGAAACGUCAGCUUUUUUACCCUUUACGGUGGCUAAUUUACGUUUUCAACCCAGUUGUUAACACUAAAUUACCUCUUAUAGAUAUAGCCUAUCACAGACACUGAGACAUAAUUCCUAUCUCAACGAGCCGUUAAAAUUAUUCGUAAUUAGACAGCUGAAUGCCUGACACUAAAUCCUAUUUGCAUGGAACCCGAGCACCCAGUUGUAUCUACUGUUUGUGUAAUUGACCAAGCGUGAGAUAUAAAUGGAUGGAUAUCAGCCAAGUUCUUUUUCCGGUUUUUAAAUCUUGAUUGGAAGUCGUGGAAAACAGCAGAAAUGUUCUUGGAGUAGUCAUGGAGAGUCGUGGAAUUUCAUACUUAAAUUAAAAGAGUACAAACUAUGCGUGUAGACUUAGUUGAUAAUUAAUGUACAUGAUUAUUUCACCUACAUUGUAAUAUUUUCUAGGGUGUAUCUGGUGCUGUCAUUUUUGUUGCGGCAUUGCUAAUUAAAAAAUAUGGCGACAUUACAAAGAUUACAACUGAUGAGUACACUUUGGUACCAUGUGGAAUCCUAGUUGGAGUGGGUGUCCUGAUCUUUAUCACUGCCUUGUUUGGUUGCUGUGGAACAUGCCGUGAUAACAAAUGCUGUCUGUCCACGGUAAAACCUUGAUUAACUUAACAUGUGAUUGAACUGCAUCUAUAAGAAAACAAAAUAAUUGUAGUGAUAAUUUUGAUAAUAAAUAUUCAAUUUUGAUGAAGGAAGAUGCUAAUUAUGUGUAAUGUGUGGAACAGAUUUGUAGAUAUGUACCAUUGAUUUGUGGCACAGAGCUUCAAACUUGAUAUCCAGAUACCCACCAACUGAAUUACAGAGAACUUUUUGCUGAGCAAGGCCAUAUAUUAGCUUUAUAUCUGGCCAGCUUUCUGCAUAUUGCUAAGAUCAACAAUGUUAAGAGCACUAUAUGUACUUCAUAGAGAGUCUUUUGUUCCUGGUAGGGAAUAUUAAGGGGCCUUCAUCUGACAAGAAGUGUUUGAUUUAUUUUACAACUUAUUUAUUGGGAACUAUUAUGCAAAAUCUACAAAGUGUAUAAAAAUUAAAAUCCAGUUUUAAGAAAUCAUUAUGUAUAAGAGACAACAGGAUGUUCUAUGUGCAGUGAGUGUAUGACCUUUUACCUUGCAGUUUUUUGCACUACUUCUCAUUGUGUUUGCAUUGGAGAUUACAACAGGUGUCUUAGGAUAUAUCUACAAGGAUAAGGUACAUUUUUUUGAUGUAUUGUCGUGUUGUCUUUGGUAAUAAUACAUACAUGUAUCCUUUAUAAAACAUACAAUAGUAUGAGGAAUCAGAUGAAACAUUUAUUGGUCACAAUCAAACUAAAGUUCCCCUAUCUUAUAUCAAAUACAGUGAUCACUUAGUAAAUCAUCAGCUAGGAGAUGAUGAAAAUUGUAAACUUAAGAAGUUGACAUGGCAGGUUUCAGUAGUAUGGAUCAUAUCUGUUUACCCAUAGUCUAACUCAAUCAGGUCUGAGAGAAAAAUAUGAAACAAUGUAAUACAUUCUUCAAGUCCAACUGCUCUGUAAAUUUUAUUUGAUGGAUUAACAAAUAAUAUGCAGGGAUAUUUGGCAGGUUGUGAAGUAUUUUGAGUAAGCAAAAAUUCAAGCAAUGAGUAAAUUGUCUGCUCAUAUUAAAUGUUGAACCAUCCAAAAGGAAUUUAUUAUUCCACUAUUAUUUCACUUUUUAAUAUUUUUAUUGUAGUUGCAAAAUACAGCCUUUGGCCCCAUCUUCGCAUUUUCUUAAUAGAAUAAGGAGUAUGCAAAAGACAAAUUUGAAACAACACAAACAAAACCAUUAAAGUGUUCUUUGUGAUCAACCAAAACAAGAUAUGUUGUGCUGAAAAGUUCAUUUCUUACAAUUCAAACAAAAAACAAAUCAAAGGGCUCUUGGAGCUAGCUCAUUAAUGUUAUGGCUUAAGUUUGUAUUGAUUUCCCGGACUUGCUGAAUUUAGGUACAGUUGAAUUUGGUUUAUGUGAACUUUCAAGACUUUUGGAAUACAUUUUCUUUUAUUUUUGGGCAGUCCAGAAAGCAAUGCUUUGCUUUCCCCUGUAAAAAUUUAUGAAAAAUUUGCCAGUUUCUCAUGUAUAGAAAUAACAAUAUAGGGCACAUAUGUGAAAAUCAGUGUGUGUACACCUCUGAAUAGUGGCAUGUCAUUUACAUCUACAUCUACUUUCAUUUAGUUGGUAAAUUCUGUAUAGACAUCACACCAACCAACUCGCGCGCAAAGUGAGAAUACUAUAUGAUGCCUUGAAAUUAUAUUAUGAUCAAUUGUGUGACACUUGGUAAGUUGUAAGAUGAAAUGUCAUGUAUAAGACGAAAAAACAGUAUAAACUCUCAGUCUGCAUUCUGUACCCGGUCUGUAGUCUGCAUUUUGUACCUAUUCAGCAUGUUGUACCUGGUCUGCAGUCUGCAUUUUGUAUUGACCAGAUUGGUAUUGCUUUUUUCGUUGGAGCAAGCUUCAAGUCCAAACUGAAAUAUUGGGGCUCUAAAAAAAUUUUUAGUGAGACUAUCUUGGCUGCAAUGAUUGAUGUGUGGACUGUAUGAUGAGGACCUCUCGAGAACAAGCACAAUGAUAGGGCAACAAUUACUUUAGACCAACUGAAGAUAAAUGCAAAUGUGCCCUGGUGAAAAACCUCACAGGAUCUUUGAGGAUCUUCAAGGAUUGACAAAGACCUGCCAAAGAUCCUUAAGGACAAGGAUCUUUAAAAGAUCUUUAAAGGAUCUGUAAAAGAUCCUCAAAGAUCUUUGUAAGCAAAAAUGUUUGUUAAGAUCCUCAAGGAUUUGAUAAGGAUCCUCAAAGGAUAUUACAAAGAUCCUCAUAAGGAUCCUCGCAAAGUUCUUUUCAAGGAUCCUUCAAGAUCCUCAAGGAUUUAGCAAGGAUCUUUCAAAGACCCUCAAAAGAUCCUUUCAAGGAUCCUUUCAAGAUCUUUAUAAGGAUCCUUAAGGAUUUAAUCAGGAUCUUGCAAGGAUCCUAGUCAAGAUCUUUGCAGGAUCUUUUUGAGGAUCUUUCAAGAUCCUCAAGGAUUUAAUGAGGAUCUUUUAAAGACCUUCCAAAGAUCCUUUCAAGGAUCCUAUUAAGAUCUUUGCAAGGAUCCUUAAGGAUUUGAUCAGGAUCUUACAAGGAUCCUACUCAAGAUCUUUGCAAGAUCUUUUCAAGGAUCCUUCAAGAUCCUCAAGGAUUUAAUGAGGAUCUUUUAAAGACCUACAAAAGAUCCUUUCAAGGAUCCUGUAAAGAUCUUUGCCAGGAUCCUUAGGAAUUUGAUCAGGAUCUUACAAGGAUCCUUAAGUCAAGAUCUUUGCAGGAUCUUUUCAAGGAUCCUUCAGGAUCCUCAAGGAUUUAAUGAGGAUCUUUUAAAGACCUUCAAAAGAACCUUUUAGGGAUCCUGCUAAGAUCUUUGCUAAGAUCCUUAAGAAUUUGAUUAGGAGUUACAAGGAUCCUAGUCAAGAUCUUAGCAUGAUCUGUUCUACAAUCCUUCAAGAUCCUCAAGGAAUUGAAAAGGAUCUUCCAAAUAUCUUUAAAAGAUUCAUUUCAUGAUUUUGUACAGCUCUUUGUAAGGAUCCUUUUUGAAUUUGAUGUGGAUCUCAAAGGCAACUUUGUCAAGAUCUCUACCACAUCUCUGCAUUAUGAAUUAGGUUCCUUUGAAAUCCUCAAGUAAUUUCAAACAUAACAAAAUUGUAAAUUGAGGGCUCACUGUUUUAUAAUUUAAACACAACAAGGAAUUUUCGCAGAAAAUUAUUGUGCAAUGAGUGUAAUGAAGGUUACCGCAUAGGAACGCCUUGCUCGAGGCUUUCGGGAAACUUUGUGACUACUUACAUGACACGAAAUAGGGUUUUGCAUUAUGGGAUAGGAAUUUAUACGCGCCGAGAUUUUUAACGGUCGCAUAAAAACAUAAGAAGCUCGUUGUCACGGCAAAUAUCAUCGACAAUGGUCGGAACUAAAGGGAAAAUGUACACAGAAAUAAAAGUAAAGGAAAGGCGUUUUCUGGAGUUCAGAAACAAGCGAAAAGAGAGACAGAAACAACCGAAAUCGUCAAUCGAACUCCAAGCAGGUCUCGCGAUUGCUCUGACUCUGGGGCUGAAUGAAAAGAAUUCAUUGGUACUUCUGGAAAGAAAAUGAAGAUGCCAUCCUCGCCUAAUGAUUCUUACUCUGAGCUCUUGGAGAGUGAGGAUGCAAAUGAUGUGUUAUAGGGACAAGGAUACAGGCUUAUCGAUCUAGAGAGAUUCUCCUCGACGCUCACUGAAGGACAUGUUUCUGAAGAAGGUGUGAAUUUACUUGGUUCUGUGUAACCAACUUAAAAAGCUCUUUUAGAGGUUGUCAUAUGAAUUCCCGAAAACACUUAUUUUGUACCUCAGGAUGUAUUAGUUCAAUUAAUCUGAAGUUUUCAGGGCUGUAUCCUCUUACUGAGUUGAGUUGGAUAAGCUGACAGUUUCUCUUUAAGCUGAAUUUUAAGUAAGAUAUUGUGGAAUAACUCACCUAAUAAUCUCGGUGAACUUUGAACGGGCACUGUGCCCAUAAUAUAAACGACUCCAAAAGUUCCUCAGCUCAUCCAAAAGAACGACCCUAGUACUUUGUUUUGACACUAAAAACACUCGAUUUCAUGCAAUCUUUGUGCAGUUAUCUUUUCUCAAGUAUACCUAGGUUUUUCACACCAUGUGGUGGACAAAUUGAUCUGAUGUCAAAUAACAAAUUAGUUUAGGGCAACAUAUUAGUUAUAUUCAGUAUGUGUGAUUCCUAAGCUUUCCUUUGGUAUAUAGGUUAAUAUGGUUCAGAAAUAUAGUCAUUGAAGUACUCUUGUUUGCCUUUUUUUCAUGUUUACCCCCUCUGUAAGAGUAGUCUGAGUCUGGUCAUAGUCUAGUCCUAGACAAGUUUAACACAUAUAUUUUGGUCUUCUUAUCUUUGAGCUGGACUGUUGCCAGAUUUUUUGGAAAAUGAAAAUCUUAGUACUAACCUAAAGUCUGAACAGAAAUAGUGUAGAAGUAGUCCUACUAGAAGAGGAUGGGUAAUUCUCGUUUAGCAAUAAAAAAAAGUUUUAUCUUCAUUUUUUUAUGUUUGGUUCAAUUUUUCUUUUUAACUUAGUAUGAGGAUUUAAGUAUGCUUAUUUUCUUGUCAAAAUUUCGAAGGUUCUAUAACAUUCUUGCUAAGAUCUUCAAAAGAUCUUUCAAUUUAUUGCCAAGAUCUUUAAGGGUCUUUUAUUUUCUUUCCAAGAUCUUUAAGGAUCUUCAAAAUUUUCAAAAAGAUCCUUGAAGAUCUUGGCAAGAAAAUGAGAGAUCCUCAAAGAUCUUAACAAGAAUUUGGAAGAUCCUCAAAGAAUUUUCAAAGAUCUUUAAAGGAUCUUCAAAGUUCAUGUAAAGAUCUUUGAAGAUCCAGACAAGAUCUUCAAGGAUCUUGACAGGAAAAUGAAAGAUCCUUAAAGAUCUUGUCAAGAAAGUCAAAGAUCCUCAAAGAUCUUGGCAAGAAAAUGAAAGAUCCUUGAAGAUCUUGGCAAGAAAAUGAAAGAUCCUUGAAGAUCUUGGCAAGAAAAUGAAAGAUCCUUGAAGAUCUUGGCAAGAAAAUGAAGGAUCCUUGAAGAUCUUCACAAGAAUUUUGAAGAUCCUCAUGAAGAUCCUCAAGAGGAUCCUCAAAGGUCCUCAUGAAGAUCUUGUAAGAUCCUUAAAGAUCCUUGAAAGAUUUUCACCAGGGUGAGGCUUAACAAUAUGGCUGCCUCUGAUACCCUUCUGCAUGGUCAUAGCAUGUGUUGAAAUGAACCUGCUACAGAUCCCUAGGUGUGAACAUUUCAGCUUCUUGAUUCAAGUUGCAUUUUUAGAAAUUGGAUUUGAGGUUAUGAUUUUUAUUAAACCAUAUGAACAUUUUAUUUCUUUCCACACGAGUUUCUGAGCUUCAUUGAAAUUAAUUUUGACUUUUACUAAGUGGGGAGGGGUAGCAUGCAAGACUACUUCUGUUCAUGGUCCACAUUGCAACUUUCAUCUACGGAAUACAACUUCCGUCUAUGGUCAAGAACUUCCAUCAACAUCUGCUUCACCACAAUACCUCAUUCAUUGCUUUCAGCAUGAAUGAGUGAAAAACACCAAAGCUCAGAUUGCUAAGCAAGGUGAUUUAUAGGGUAGUACCAUAUUUGGCGUUUUAUCAUGACUUAGUUUGGUAAAAUGACAUAGUAGUGGAAUGCUAUUGUUCAAUAUUAUGUGAUAUGAUGGAGCAAAUGAUCUUUGUGUCCGAUCAAAUCAAGCUUUAAAAAAUAUUAACUUUAGAAUAAGGGGAAAGAAGUAAUCUUCCCAUCUUUAGAUUGAUCCACUGCACCCUUACCCUCAGCUGUAGUUUAAAAUCCCCUCACUGUCUGAUUUCAACCUUUACCCCCAGUGAGUACCUUCUUUCUUAUCUAUUUGCCCUUCACCCUUUCCUCUACCCUUAACCUAUAUUUUAGCAACAUCACACCCUAAACUUUAUCUUUGAUUGAGUGGUUUCAAAUUGAGUGCCAAGGUAUGUUAGUUGUUUUCUUUCCUUGAUAAUAUAACAAAGAGAGUGGGGAAAUACACAUACUGCUGUCUAGCUUUUAAGAGACUACUUAUUAACAAGUAGGUGACAUCCACUUUUUUUUGUUUCUGUCUUUAGGCUAAAAGCUUUGUGCAGGAUGGUUUCCAGGAUGCAAUCAAGCAUUAUGAUGAUAAAGACACAACUUUAGAUAAAGCUGUAGAUGGACUCCAGAAAAAUGUUAGUGUAUUUACUUCAUAUAAUCCAAGUAGAACUGAAUCAUAUUAUGGGGAGCUCUCAUUACCACAGAAAAACCCUUUAUUGCUGGAAUAAACAAUUCAAAAAGUGAAAAUUUACUUAAGACAUGCACUGUAUAAUGAUUUGUAAAUCUGUCUGAAAGCUCUUGCCUUAUUAAAAUCCAUGUAGAUAAAGCACCUAAAUUUUGGUUUCUGCAUGCAUCCAUGCAUGUCAGAAGGGUGUCCUGAAUACAGAUUCUUUUUCAAUUCAUAUCAUGGGAGAAAUGAAUUGGGAAUCAGUUACAGGUUUCACUCAAUUGACUGAUCAAAAUGUGAAACCAAAAAAAUUAUGUAUAUGUGGACAGCAAAGAAAUUAUUAUAAAAUAUCUAAGAAAUAUUUUUACUGACAGUGUUUUAUCCUAAGGAUCUCCCUGUACAGCUGGUAACCGGUCGUUUUGCCAACAAGUUGUUUCACCAACGUCUCUGGUCAGUUCGCAAACGUGUAGAAGUCAGUUCACAAAUGUUUAGAAGUCAGCUUGCAAAUGUUAUAAACAUUUCACCUGUGUCACUAAGCAGCCAUGUUAAUAUUUCAUCCCAAGGUGGCAGCAUUUUUAUCCCGUGUCUAAACAUUUGCAAACUGACCUCUAAAUGUUUGCAAACUGACUUCUACACAUUUGCAAACUGACUAGAGACAUUUGUGAAACAACUGUUGGCAGAGUGAGUCGUUGGUGAAACAAUGGACAUCUGUACAGCUAUGUUAACAAAACUGAAUAUUUAUGUUUUGCAGCUGAAAUGUUGUGGCAAUGAGAAACCUACUGAUUGGCUUCCAUAUGCUUUGAAACAUCAUGGCCAAUACCCUCAUUCCUGCUGUCCUCCAGCAACAUUGAGUUGUACACAAUUCAAUGUAUAUGAUAAGGUAAGAACCAGUAAUAAACUCUUUCCUUUUUGCCCAUCAACUGUCAAAUUCUGGUCUCCAUCUACCUUCCAGCAACCACCAAGGAAGUAAGAUUUAUACAACCCACAUACCUCAGGAUGGUAAAACUAGAGGAGUGACUUGUACUGCUAUGGCUAACUCUUCUAGCCUUAUUUACAAAAUAAAAACUUACCACUGAAUUCCAUUAAUAAUCUUAUAUGCCCCCUGUGACUUAUUCAUUUCAAAGGCUUCCAGAUGUGGGUUGUUAGGAGAAAUUCUUUCUUGGCCACUUAUGGGAAUUAAAGGGUUAAGUAUCUACUACCUACAAAGUAAAAUGGAAACAGGAAACAGGUACAGGCUUUUGAGUUGAAAAGCUACCUAGCCUCUAUGUAUAACAACUACUAUCAUUUUGGUGAUGUUGUUUAAGGGGGAAUGGUAGUCAGGAGAGAACUGGGCUUCUUAGUGAGAAGGAAUCUUAUUAAUCAUUUAUGGUAUUUGUACAUUGUAUGUAGGGCUGCUUGAAAAAAUUGACUGAGGAAGUUGAAGACAACCUUAGUUACAUUAUGGGGUCAGGUAUUGGACUGGCUGUGCUUCAAGUAAGUACCAAUUACAUUGGCAGAAAUAUUGCCAUUCAGAGUGAAUAUUUCAUUGAGAAUUAAAGAGUAUGAGUUGUUUUGACUUUACCUGAAGUAUGAUUUGGGUAGAAUUUUACUCUGGUAUAUGAUUAUCUCUAAAAACAGGUUUUCUUAUAGUUGGGAGAGAGUUUUUUUUAUCCCAUGCAAUAUUUAUAUCCCCUUCCCUUCAAGGUUCUUUUUUUUUUUUCGGCUGAACCACAACCUCUGCCUAACUUGUCCUCUGGAUGUAAAAGUGUUGUUUCACUUUUUCUUCCAAACCCUUGCAAUUAAUUUUUCUUGGGAUUUCCAGUAACCUAGCUAUCCAUGAUAGGAUGAGAUAAAAUAUACUUUUAGCAUAAGUCUUGUUGACAGCAUGAGGUGGUAACUCACUCUCAUUUUGUUGUGUGAUUUCUCACAGCUAGUUCUUUAUUUUAUAUGGAGCAAUUUAUUCAAUUUGAAGGUAGGAGACAACCUAUAAUCUUCUCCUUUAUCAACAGCUGCUGGGAAUGAUUGGAGCAUGUUACUUGAUGUGUAGUCAGCGGUCAGGAUACCUUCGAAUGGAGGGUGGAUUGCGAGUCUGAUCAGAUGGAUUCUCACAGCUCAUUCUUUUGUUAGACUUAGAAAAUGUAAAGCUGUUAUGUUCUGUUUUGUUAAUGUGGAUCAUGAUGUGAAGGGUUGUUCUAGUCAUGUCAGUGGUCUAUUUGAAUUCAGGAGAGAGAUUGUUAAAUUUUUGGCCAAGUUCGCUGGGUGCUUCUGUUUUUGUUCAUUGAUGCGAUAAAUUGUACUAAUUUCAUACAUACUGAGAGUGACAUUGUGAAAUAUCAUCUUGCUCGUGUCUCUGAUUGGACGAAAAAAUGUAUUUUCAGAGUCGUUUGCUUCUAGUCUUUGAAAUGCGUUGGUCUCAGUAUGUAUGAAAUAAAAACUUUACAUCAUGGAGUAAUCUCUGUUUAUAACUGGUGUUUUUGAUAUGUUUUAAGAAACAAUCGUGGUCGUUUUAUAAUCUGCUAUUGUUGAAAAUGGAUGCAAUCAGUUGUAAUGGAUAGAGCGCUCGGUUCAUUUAAAAUGCAGGUUCUGUUUGUUAAUUAAAAAUUGCUGGCUCACUUGGUUUUACCAGUAAUUAUUUAUGUUCGUUUUCACCGAACCAGGUGUAGAACAGAACCAAAUAUAGUUAUAUUAGCUUC